Molecule: messenger RNA, 610 nt
Organism: Colossoma macropomum (tambaqui)
Lineage: Eukaryota; Metazoa; Chordata; Actinopteri; Characiformes; Serrasalmidae
Gene: tcnba
Product: transcobalamin beta a
Exons: 4
Coding region: 49-345 (98 amino acids)
Source: RefSeq, a predicted model, not a curated record
GUAGGCUGGAAGACUGUGGGAGGAACUCAGACCUGACUGACCGCUGCAAUGGCACUUCAGCUGCUUUCUGCUCUGUGCUCCGUAGCACUGCUCUUCACUCUGACACUGGGCCUGCCCGUGCAAACAGACGAGCUGAAGACGGUGCCAAUCAGAAUCACAGUGAUGGAUGAUCUUAGCGCCAUGUUACAGUCGUACCACACCUCUGUGCGUGAGGGAGGGGUGCUGUACGGGGCAUUAAGGAGAUUGGAAGACAGCAAAAGCGGAUUCAAGUUCACGGUGACGGUGGACCCUGAACUUUGGACUGUUUUUGGAGAGUGUGAAUGGAGUGGCAGGUUCGAAUAUUAAACACACGUACUGGCAGAUUCUCUCUGAGCACGAUGGUACUGUCACCGUGCUGGACGUGGGUGUUGGCUGCUAUCAACCCAAAACAGAUGAGCAUAUCAUCCUGAAGUACACCACUUGGUCCAAAGACUCUCACUAAUGGCUCAAUCAUAUGAGAUGUUCAAAUCAAUACACUUCCCCAGCAAACACAAUCGUUUGGUUAUUUCUGCUGUUUCUCUAAAACAGAUGUAAGAUGUCCAAGAGACUAAAUAAAGAGCAAUCUUCACCA